GACCCAAAAAAAGGUCUUAAUAUAUGCACGCCUCUUACUAUUCAUCAUAAUCAUGUAAUCAGUUAUUGAUUGCCCUUAGAUUCGGUCUCUAUUGAUAAGACAGUGAUUUGUUGUUAUGGCGUUCAAUGAUUGUUCGCGAUGAAACUUUCUACUAGGCUCCACAUCCUUCUUGGGGCAACCAUUUUGACGGUCAUUGGCGGUCUUGGCUUUCUGGGUAGCCGUCAUUUCACUUUCGGACAAAGAGAUGCCCUUAGGACCAUUUUGCCUGACAACUGGGAAAAGUUCGACCGCAUUUCGGACCCCCGUUUUCGAGCUCUUUUCUUGAGUCGGAAACGCCGCCUCAGAGACACUUGCAACCAGAUCAAGGCCGAGGAGAGCACUCGGUUUUCGCAAAAGUUCAGCAAUCUCUACACUUGGAAGGAUAGCUCGUUCCUCUGGUGUCCAGUGUUCAAGGCAGGCACAUCCAAUUGGAUGGCCAACUUUUUCCAUUUGGCUCCAUUGACCCAGGAAGAACGUUCAUCUAUCGAAAAUGCUCAUGAGAGCAUGCUUGACCGCGCCAAGGCUGUCCGUUUCACUUUCAGUGGCCAAUUGUUUCAUCAAUACAAGAAGAGCCAUCCCCAAAUGGAUUCCUUCAUAUGGGUGAGACAUCCAUUUUACCGCUUGGUUUCGGCCUUCCGUGACAAAUUGGAACGCCUCCAUGGCCAUGGCUUGGAACAAGACUACUUUUACGCACUCUACGGGCGCAAAAUUGUUGAAGAAUAUCGUGACUCGGCUAUUAGUCGAUUUGGUUCUGAUGCAUUUUCACACGAGAACCAUUUUGGAGCACCAGUACCUUUUGAGGGACAAAGGGUCCCAGAGCAACCCAUUUUUUGGGAGUUUGUUCAAUGGCUCUUGAAAAUGAAGCCAAUACAUAUGGACGAACAUUGGUCUCCGAUCAUGGAAACUUGUUCACCUUGCAUCAUGAAUUAUGAGAUGAUUUUAAAGUUGGAGAACCACGACGUUGAAGAGAUCAUUUUGGAGGAAUAUCUGGGGAUAUCGGCCCGAUUGGAACCUCCGACAAGGGCUAAUUCGUAUGGUAAUAAUGUGAAUUUGACCGAGGAUGAGAUAACUCGCCGUUAUUUGGACACACUUUCCAUUGCGGACGUUCAAAAGCUGUUUGCCCUUUACCGACAUGAUUUUGAAAUCUUUGACUACUCUUUUUCUUACAGAGGACUUGAUUUCCAGCCGAAUAGUAACAAGAAAAAAGACUAACGGUGUUCUCUAUUACUCAUGAUUUCUCAACAAAAAUUUUCAUAUUCUAGACAAACUAGUUUGGGUCUAGAGAAAAAAAUUGAAACACGCAAACAAACUUCUCCCUGGAUUUACACAUGCCUAGACUAGCCAAAGGAUAUCUAGAAUUUCCCUAACCCUAUCUCAUAGAUAUCAGAAUCAUGGGUAUUCGAUCAACUAGCAACUAAAGUUGAGCCAUAUCUCGCUUGGUAUUU
Messenger RNA from Tigriopus californicus, 1484 nucleotides. Its product is annotated as carbohydrate sulfotransferase 8-like. NCBI's taxonomy places the organism in Eukaryota, Metazoa, Arthropoda, Copepoda, Harpacticoida, Harpacticidae. Gene Ontology annotation, cellular component: membrane. Gene Ontology annotation, molecular function: sulfotransferase activity. The coding region runs from base 139 to 1251 and encodes 370 amino acids. Gene Ontology annotation, biological process: carbohydrate biosynthetic process. The transcript is spliced from 2 exons. The record is from RefSeq and is a predicted model, not a curated record.